AUGGAAACUGAUUCAUCAAAGAAUCUCAUUAACAUAUCAAUUCUUAGUACCAGUUCAAAUGCAGGAAAAUCCAUGUUGAUUCGUCUUCUACAUCAAACAGGAUUUAUUGAAUCUAUGAAAUUCUUUUCAACGGAUGAAUGCACACUUGUCAACAAUAAAUCGGUUAUUUUACGAAGAAUCUCAUCGAAAAAAGAUGCAGAUGCUAAAGAAUGGAUUAUCAAAAGUGAUAUUGUACUUCUUGUUGUUCGGGAAUCAUCAACAGCCAAUGAUCGUACUAUAGCUUCUCUUCGACAUGCAUCAGAGAAAAAAACCUUAUUUAUUGUUCGAACUCAUAUUGAUGAAAUUGUUAAUGUUACUCAACGAUAUUCUCAAUCAACUUCCAACGAAGAACAAACAAUAAAGAACGAACAAGAAUUUCUUUGGUCUCAAUAUAAAGAAUUUUUAACGUGCGAAAAUGAUAUUUACUUAAUUGGUAGUCAUUUGAAUCAUAAGGAUAAAUGGGAUUUUGAAAGAUUAAAGAAUGAUUUAAUGAGUAAAUGCCAAAUUACUGAACAAAAACAGAUUGAUCAGCCAAUUACAGAAGCAGGUCAUGCUGAAGUUCUUCAUAUUGGUGUAUUAUCAGCUAAUCCAAUAUUACCAGUCAAUUUGCAGUCACAAGAUCAAAUGAAUGAAAUAUAUUUCGAUAAAGAAAAGAAAUUAUUCGUUGAAUAUUUCGACAAGCAUGGUUUAGAUGAAAUCGAGCAAUAUUUUAUUUCUCGUUUACGAGAAUGGGAACUAUUGUCUCUUCAUAUUGCUGUGACUGGAAACAGUGGGGUUGGAAAAUCAAGUUUUAUUAAUGCAAUACGAGGAGUAACACCUAAUAGUCCAGAUGCUGCUAAAACAGGUGUUACAGAGUGUACUCGUGAACCUCAAGCUUUUCUACAUUCUAUACAUCAAAAUUUAACAUUUUGGGAUUUACCAGGUUGUGGAACACCAAAUUAUCCUCGUGAAAAUUAUCUUAAAUACAUUAAUUUUGAACAAUUUGACGUUGUAAUUAUUAUAUGUAGUGGACGUUUUACUGAAGAUGAUGGUUGGCUAGCUGAAGAGAUGACUCAAAUGAACAAACCUUUCUUUUUCCUUCGAAGUAAAAUAGAUCAAGAAAUUACCAAUGCUCAACGUGAUUCUCCUUCACCAUUUGACGAACAUGCUGUAUUAACAAUAAUUAAAAAUGAUUGUGUACAACACUUACGCCAAUAUUCACAUCAUCGCAAAGUUUAUUUAGUUAGUGGCAAUCAGAAAUACUUACAUCGAUGGGAUAUGAAUGAUUUUAUGCAUGAUCUUUGUCAAGCAUGUCCACAAUUGAAACGUGAAUCUCUUGUCUUUUCAAUGAAUGCUCAUUGUAGAGAAGCUGUACGAGUAAAAGUUGAAUAUCUUCGAAAACGACAAUGGCUUAUAUGUAGUGCUAUUGCUGCAGCUGCUAUUCUACCUGUUCCUGGUUUUUCCAUGAGUAUUAAUCUUUUAGCUUGUUUGACAGAAGCGAAAGAAUAUCGUCAACAGUUGGGUCUACAUAAUGAAGCCGUCGAACGUUUAGCUAUAUUGAGAGAAACUUCAUCAGAAUACAUUCGACGGACAAUCAAUUCAGUUUUGCCUCUUCUGGAUGAUGAAACUUUUGAAACACUAUUCAAAACCAAAUUAUUAACUCUUAAUGCUGCCAUCGGUCAUUGUAUACCUGUAGUAGGUUGUGUUCUUUCAGUACAAGCAGUGAUAGAAACACUGGAUUAUUUUCUUAAAAUGAUGGAAAAAGUUGCUUUAACUGUGACUGAUAUUCACUUUGGUGACAUUUCGUCAUUACCUCCAGUGACUACGAUAGAAUAUUCUGAUCCUCAAAUAAUUUCAUAA
Rotaria sp. Silwood1 is the source of this 1878-nucleotide messenger RNA. The record is from the annotation of a GenBank genome assembly. NCBI's taxonomy places the organism in Eukaryota, Metazoa, Rotifera, Eurotatoria, Philodinida, Philodinidae.